Messenger RNA from Bacidia gigantensis, 735 nucleotides. It is a transcript of the gene CAP2, whose product is annotated as F-actin-capping protein subunit beta. Gene Ontology annotation, molecular function: actin filament binding. NCBI's taxonomy places the organism in Eukaryota, Fungi, Ascomycota, Lecanoromycetes, Lecanorales, Ramalinaceae. Gene Ontology annotation, cellular component: F-actin capping protein complex; actin cortical patch; cytoplasm. Gene Ontology annotation, biological process: cell morphogenesis; barbed-end actin filament capping; actin cytoskeleton organization. The record is from RefSeq and is a predicted model, not a curated record. The transcript has 4 exons. Bases 1 to 735 code for a protein of 244 amino acids.
AUGGCGACGGACCAAUUCGAUAGCGCACUUUCCACUAGCGACCUUCUUCGUCGCCUGCCCCCCUCUUCAACAGCCUCUUCCCUUAACAAAAUAUGCUCCCUUGCCCCUGACUUAACGGAGGAGCUCCUUUCUUCGGUCGAUCAGCCUCUAGAAGUCCGCCGCUGCAAGAAGAGCGGUCGCGAUUAUCUGCUAUGCGAUUACAACCGCGACGGAGAUAGCUGGAGGAGCCCGUGGAGCAACGAAUUUGAAUAUCAUGGAAUUGGAGUCUCUGGGGACGACGAGGAAGAGGGAGUGAAGCCUAGCGAAAGAGUCAGGAAAAUGGAAGUUGCCAUGGGGGAGGGGAUUGAUGUGUAUCGGGAGCUAUAUUACGAAGGCGGGGUGAGUAGUGUCUACUUCUGGGAUCUUGACGAUGGUUUCGCUGGAGUAGUUUUACUGAAGAAAUCAACACCAAAAGCCCAAAGCGAAGGGGGCUGGGACUCUAUCCAUGUGUUUGAAUCGGUCGACAGAGCACGAUCGGCGCACUACAAACUCACAAGCACGGUCAUACUACGAUUGAGCACUACAAGCGAUGCAUUAGGGGACAUGGAUCUCAGUGGGAACAUGACACGGCAGAUUGAGCAGGAUUUGCCUGUGAUUGACGAUUCGGGUCAUAUCAUGAAUGUUGGCAAAUUGGUGGAGGAUAUGGAACUAAAGAUGAGAAAUCUGCUGCGUAUGAUUCCUUCUCGUCGUGUUUGA